Molecule: messenger RNA, 995 nt
Organism: Rhizophagus irregularis DAOM 181602=DAOM 197198
Lineage: Eukaryota; Fungi; Glomeromycota; Glomeromycetes; Glomerales; Glomeraceae
Cellular component (GO): cytoplasm
Molecular function (GO): oxidoreductase activity, acting on the CH-OH group of donors, NAD or NADP as acceptor
Source: RefSeq, a predicted model, not a curated record
UUUAAAAGGAACAAAUAAACAAACAUCGGAAUUACAUUAUUGCGAUAAUUUUUUUUCCUAUUUUUUUUUUCGUAAUGACUACUCAACAAGUCAAAGGAAAAGUUGCUAUUAUUACUGGUGCGUCCUCGGGAAUUGGUCACGCAAUUGCGACACGUUUAGUCAAUGAAGGAGGAAAAGUUGUUAUCGCUGAUGUUAAUGAAGACGCCGGCGAGAAAAUUGCCAAAGAAUUUAACGCAAAUAAGUCAGAAAUUAUUGCAAUUUUUCAUAAAACCGAUGUAAGCAAGUGGAAUGAACUAAUAAGCUUAUUUGAUAAAACUAAACAAACAUUUGGACAAAUUGAUAUCGUAAUUAAUAAUGCUGCUAUUACGGAUAUUGAAAACGGAAUGUUGCAAGAUUCACUAGAAGAACCAACACACUUUAGCAAACUUAUAGAAAUCAAUCUUAUGGGUGUAAUUUACGGAACGAAACUUGCAUUUCAAUAUUUAAAACAAAAUAAUCCACAAGGUGGUAUUAUAAUUAACACGGCUUCAAUCACUGCAAUACAUCCGGUGUUUACUUUUGGUGUUUACUGUGCCACUAAAUCUGGAGUCAUUAGUUUGACGAGAUCCAUGGCGCAAGUUAGUGAAUUACACAAUAUUACUAUUAAUGCUGUAUGUCCAAGUGUCACCAGAACUGGAAUGACAGCUGGUGCAAUUGGAAUUCCUGAUCAUUGGUGGUCAUCAAUUGAUGACGUUGUUGAAGCAUAUUUUAAAUGUAUUUAUAAUCCAAAGUUAAAUGGAGCUAUUUUUUCAGUUUGGAAUAAAGAAAUGAGAGAAGAAAAAUUCGAAAACCCCGCGCCAGUAAUUGAAGAAAUGAUACAAGGAAAUUAUAUGCUCUAUUUAUCAACAUUAGAAAAAGAAAAAUCAAACUAAAAUGUAAAGAAAAAAUAUUUCAUUAUGAAAUUUAUUUUAUUCCCUAUUUUUUUAAAAAAAAUAGAUGAGAAAGUACGCCAAAUU